AUCGCGACGUCGUUGCUGCUGCUGUUUUUAAAAAUUUGCUAAUAGUUUCAAAAAUUUUGCUUGGCCAGUUCGGAAACAACAUUGGAUCUUUGCAUAAUGCAACAAGAAUAAAGCAAUAAACGUCACAAAAAUGAGCCAAUACCACAGUUAACCUCAAAUAAUCAAGAAAAUUCAUACAGCUUCAUCAGGAUAACGACUUUACUAGAAAUACAACUGCACACUCACACACUCACAAACACCUAAAUAAACAUACACGGAGAGCUGCGUUAGGUAUUGAGCUUUAGAAGGAACGCUUGCGGAUUACGCCACAACAAAAUGCCGUCAACAUCGACGCAACAAAAGCCAGGGGCGGGAUCAAAGCUGAAAUCUCGCCCGGGCAACGAGGAGAGCAUGUCGCCCAGGAAAAUGGGCAUCAUUGCGAUUGUCACUGUGGUUGGCUGCAUUGCCAUAUUGUGGCCAAAGGUAUUCCAUCCCAUGAUGUUUGGCGGCACGCCACCUAAGCCCAUUUAUAAGGAUCCUCAACAGCGUGCCGGACCGGGCGGGUGUUGCGAUGUCGUGCUCGACAGGGAGGAGUUUAUGAAUGCCUCAAAGCCGGCUACCGAGCCGUUUGGUCCGCAUUUGUAUCGCAAACAAGUCAAUUUGUACACCGGCGAAAUAAGCUUGCGUCAGGAGCGCCCGGCCCACCUGCAUCCGGAGUCCAUCUAUCAGGCGAUGCGUGAGCGUGGACGCGCCAUACCGGCCACGCCUACUGUGCCCAUUGUCGAGCGGAAGACCUCACCGAGCAAUCCACCGCCUCGUAUCGUUGACGGACGGCCUGGACCCAUCCCUGGUAUGCGCCCGCCCAUGGGAGCAGGUGCAUUGCAUCAACCUCAGCAGCGAGGCGGCAGCAGCAUGGGCUUCCUCAUGCCCCUCUACACCAUUGGCAUUGUGGUGUUCUUCGGCUAUACGAUUAUGAAGAUUGUGUUUAAGAAGCAAGUGCCAAAUGCGCCCUAUGGCCCCGCUCCCUCAGAUCCCAGCUUCCGUCAAGAGGUGUUUGGCCAGCAGAAUCACAGUCAAGUGGAGGAUUUAGGUGGCACCAAAUUGGGUUGGCGCGAGCAUCAGACAAGGAGCGUCGCAUCAAAUGGCAGGCGCAACGAUAAGGAGCUUUAUAAUGCCACCAUGUCAGCGGCCGAGUUGGCCACGAAUCUCUCCAGCACAUUGAAGGCACAUCAACAGCAAUGCCAUGCCGCCCACCAGCAGUCUCAGACGCAGUCGCAGGCGGAGACAUCGGCGUCAGCGAUUCCAGCGGUUCCCAAGACAUUGGCCGAAGUGGAGAAGACGCUGUUCAAUAAGGAAACGGAGCAGUUGAUGGAAAUUGAAAAGUUGCGCAAGAAGCUCGAGGACACGGAGCGUGAGAUGGCAAAGUUAAUUGCCGAAAUGAACACCGAUCAGUAUGAGGCAAAGCAACACGACAACGAAAACACGAAUUUGACCAAUGUAGAAAACCAAAACAUUUCCAAUGGGCAUACAAUCACCGAUCAGGAUCAGGAAAAGGACAAGGACAAGGCAAAGGCACAGCCAAGGAAGCGUCGUGACAUUAGCGCUGAGCGCGAAGUAACGGUUCUAGGCAUGGAGUUAACGGCAAGUUGCGAGGGCGGCCAAAGGUGGACUGGACGCCCUCCAACGCCUGUUUAUCGAGCAUAUAGUGAACAUUCCAAUAAAUUGGAAGAAAAUCUACCCGAGCCGCAGUCCAUUUACUUGGAAGGCGCUUUGGCCCACGACUCUCAGAUUUUGGUGGCCGAUUCACAAACAAAACGUGAAGAGGUCUAUGACUCUGAGUUGAAUGGAUCAGAAGAAGAACCGGCUGUCAUACUCAGCAGCAAGAUGACGUUAUCAUUGAUUAAUUUGGAUGCAAAUCAACAAAAUGGUAGCGAGAACAAGCAGGAAAUCGAAAGUCCCUUGGCUGAUGAUAUUGAAAUAAUUGGACACGACGAACACUAAGCCAGGGCAGCUGUAUAAAUAUAUAGUAUACACAUGCUAAUACUCUUGGAUGAAUGUCUGGGCAAUGACAGUGCUGGAAUCGAAUCCCAACGCAUUAUUUCUUUAGUUUUUGUUGUUGUCUAACUUGCAAUACCAAGUUGAUUUGAGAACAGAUACCACAGCACAUCACACCACACGAUUGAAAGAUAUAUGAGUGAAAUUUGACAAGUUCACCGCGAAUGUUAUGACUGACUAAACCAACAAGCAAAGAAUCUGUUAAUUAUUUGACAUUUGAUUUGUAUAUAAUUAUGUAUACUUAUAUAUAUGUAUGUAUGUACUGUGUUUUUAUACCGAUUUUAUUUUCGAAAUCAUAGAUUGUUUUUGCUGUGUAACUACUACUUUUCCUAUCCGAUCAACUCAACUUCUCAAUUGUAUGCCAAAAACUCAUUCAAAAUGGAUAUUCAUAGUACUUUUACUUAAAUCGCUAGAUUUUAUGUGUAUAUUUUUAGUCAACAUACGAACAAACAAAAACUAGUCUACCACCAUCGAUUUAAGUAACUUCACGUAAUUUUAUCACUUGGAAAUCCAUCGAUUCGUCUAUAAUUGUCUAUAAACGGUACUUUUUCGAAAAAAAAUUACAUCCUACCAUUUAACCUUAAUAAAAAUGUUCGAUUGCACCUUAUGAUUAAAGAACUAAUAUUAGUGCCACAAUGUUUGUGAACUUAGCUUAAAGUGAAUACAUACGUAUAAAUUGAAAAUAAAUUACAACUUGAUUUGA
This is a messenger RNA of Drosophila nasuta, 2737 nucleotides long. RefSeq names its product RIC3 acetylcholine receptor chaperone (gene RIC-3). The record is from RefSeq and is a predicted model, not a curated record. Gene Ontology annotation, biological process: protein localization to cell surface; synaptic transmission, cholinergic. The coding region runs from base 316 to 1980 and encodes 554 amino acids. Lineage: Eukaryota; Metazoa; Arthropoda; Insecta; Diptera; Drosophilidae. Gene Ontology annotation, cellular component: neuronal cell body; intracellular membrane-bounded organelle; neuron projection. The transcript has 12 exons.